AUGUCGUCACCUCCGCCUUACCAAUCGUCUUCCAACCCCCUCAAACGACCCUCGAUCUCCUCGACUUCCUCGCAACCGCUGGGCAAAAAGCAGCGCAUGCACCCGCUCCGUCAGACUUCAUUCCCGACCGGUAUUGAUCCUGAACGCAGUUUUGGUGGCACAAGUGACGCUGGAAGUGUCACUGGCAGCUACACGGGUAGUCUCGGUGGAGCAAGUGCAGAUGGUGUCUUUGCUGGUGCGGCGAAGGGAAAAAAGCGUGGGCGCAAAAGCAAGGUGGAGAAGGAGCGCGAACGGGAACAGGAUGCUCUCAGCGCCAGAGGAGGAGAGUCAACACGCUUCGGAUCUGUGGAGAAUGAGGGCUCCGUGAGAGGUGGUCCUUCUGGCGGCGGCGGUGGUGGUGGCGGCGGUGCAGACGACGGGGAUGAUGAUGAUGAGGACGACGAGGCUGAACUUUUCGGCCAGCAGGAAGGUGCUACUGAUACAGAGGCCGAGAAAAAGAACCUAGCGAUUCUGGUUGAUGCCUUCAAUCCCAUGCAGUCAGAGCGAUACGACCUCUUCAAGCGAGCGAAGCUGCGCAAAGAAACCCUUCGCCGCAUCGUCAAUCACGCUCUCUCCCAAUCCGUCCCGGCGAGCGUGGUUACAACCGUCAACGGUUUCACCAAAGUCUUCGCCGGUGAGAUGAUUGAAAUGGCCCGUACAGUUCAGACCCAGUGGGCCGACGCGCAUGAUCUCGCUGCACGGGACGCUUUCGAGGCUGAAGAAGCCGCUGCUGAAGCCGCAGCACAAGCAAAAGCCUCAUCGGGUGCUACAGCCUCCAAAACCUCAACACCAACUCCGGCUGGCACUCCGGUUCCUGGGACAGGCACCAAUGGCGUCAAAAAGGAGCCCCAAGACUCCGAUAGCACACCCACUUCUUCUCUCCCGCCCCACAACAACACGCAACCUUCGCUCAACUCAACGUCAGCCCCUCUCCGCCCAAAGCGUGAGUUCCGACCACCGCCUAACCCACAUCGAGGCCAGCUUUUACCCGCCCAUCUCCGCGAGGCGGUCAGACGAACAAAGCGAAAUGGCGAGGGUGGUGGUGUUGGUUACUCCGGAAUGAGUUUGGAGAACAUGGGGGUUCGAGGAUCUUAUACAUGGAACUCAGGAACAGCGGGUGGACGCCGACUAUUCAGAUAA
Penicillium brevicompactum is the source of this 1179-nucleotide messenger RNA. Its product is annotated as transcription initiation factor TFIID subunit 11 family protein. Gene Ontology annotation, molecular function: transcription coactivator activity; protein heterodimerization activity. The transcript is spliced from 2 exons. Gene Ontology annotation, biological process: RNA polymerase II preinitiation complex assembly; transcription initiation at RNA polymerase II promoter. The coding region runs from base 1 to 1179 and encodes 392 amino acids. NCBI's taxonomy places the organism in Eukaryota, Fungi, Ascomycota, Eurotiomycetes, Eurotiales, Aspergillaceae. The record is from RefSeq and is a predicted model, not a curated record. Gene Ontology annotation, cellular component: transcription factor TFIID complex; nucleus.